AUGGGGACUAUGGGUCCGGGCUUCUGGAUCCUAUCCACUUUAGCACUUACCUAUUCCCUUGAAAUACCAACUCGAGCCCAGAGAGGAUGUCUUUGGGGACCGUACUCUCGAUAUAGCAUAGGGUUGGUGGUCCAGGAUCAUAUCAAAUUAUUUAUGGUCAAAGUGAUAGGCAAAAUCAGUGCCAACCAUAAAACAUGUGGACAAUCAGAAGUCAAUGAACCCCGGCCCGCACACAAUGAUCAAGUCUGCAGCACAUGGGGAAAUUCCCACCAUAAGACUUUCGAUGGAGACUUCUAUCAGUUUCCUGGAACCUGGAACUACCUAUUCUCUUCCAAUUGUAAAAACACAGUAGAAGAUUUUAACAUCCAAAUACGGCGCUCUGUUGGCACAAAAAAGACAGUCAUAUCCCAUGUUGUGAUAAAGAUUGAGGGUCUGGUCAUAGAGAUGAUGGAGAAAGACAUAAUCAUGGUGGGAAGCAAGAAGGUCUCCCUUCCAUACAGCCAGUUUGGAGUUCAAAUACAAUACAGCAGUAUCAAUGUGAAGGUGUCAGCUAAGCUUGGACUGGUUCUUCUAUGGGAUGGAGAUAAUGCACUUACGCUUAAACUUUCCCCAAAAUACAUGAACAAGACAUGUGGUUUGUGCGGGAAUAUGAACGGGCUGAGUAAAGAUGAAUUUAAUGUUAAUGGUAUCCAGCUGACUCCCGUGCAAUACGGAAAUCUGCAAAAGUUUGAUGGGCCCACCGAACAAUGUGAGGAUCUUGUACCACCUGCCCCUAAGAACUGCAGUGAUCUGGUGGAAACAUGUGUACAUAUGCUCUCCAGCUCGGCGUUCAGUGACUGCGAGCCGCGUCUCCCCCAGAGUCCAUACAUAGAGGCCUGUAUGUUUGAUCUGUGCAGCUGCAGCUCUUUAUCUGAUAUCUCCUGCUUAUGUGACACUCUAGCUGAGUACUCCCGACAGUGUGCCCAUGCUGGAGGGAAGCCAAGUGACUGGAGAUCUGAUACCAUGUGUGAGAUGACCUGCCCAAUGAAUAUGAAGUAUGAUGGAUGUGGAUCCCCCUGUAGUGACACCUGUUCCAACUCAGAGCAGACGCGUGUUUGUGAAGAACAUUGUGUAGAAGGCUGCUUCUGUCCCCCAGGAAUGGUGUUUGAUGAUAUUGACAAUCAAGGUUGUGUCCCACACAGCGAGUGUCCCUGUUUUUACAGCAAUAGGAAAUAUGCACCUGGAGAAUCUCACAGCAACAACUGCCGUAACUGCACUUGUCAAGGAGGUCAGUGGAGCUGCCAGGCUCUGCCCUGUGCUGGAUACUGUUCUCUGGAAGGUGGUUCUCAUAUCUACACCUAUGAUGGAGGUCACUACAACUUCUAUGGAGAUUGUAGUUACAUUUUUACUAAGGACUGUGUGAGGAACAUGUUCACUGUUGUUGCUGAGUUGAAGCAAUGUGGUGUCACCGCCACAGAGACAUGCCUGAAAAGCAUCACCUUGUACCUGGACAGAGGACACACAGUUGUCACUGUCAAAUCCUCCGGAACUGUCCUGCUGAAUGGAACGUUCACUCGAACACCUAUUAUUACAGAUAAUCUGGCUGUGUUCCAACCCUCCUCUUUCUACAUGAUCAUUAAGACUUUCAGUGGGAUCCACAUCCAGGUCCAGUUCCAACCCAUCAUGCAGAUCUCUGUGACCCUGGACCCUGAGUACCAUGGAGAAGCAUGUGGUCUCUGUGGAGAUUUCAACAAAGUCGGUACAGAUGAUUUCCGAUCGGUGAGUGGAGCUCUGGAAGGAACAGCUGCUGCCUUUGCCAACACCUGGAAGAGUCAGACAGACUGUAAGGAUGUGAAGGAUAGCUAUGACAACCCCUGCUCGCUGAGUGUGGAGAACGAGAGGUUUGCCCAGCACUGGUGUUCCCAGCUCUCAGACAGCAGUGGCUCUUUCGCACCCUGCCAUGAUGCUGUAAAUCCGAUGGUCUAUGAAAAGAACUGCAUGUAUGACAGCUGUAACUAUGAAAAAAGUGAGGACUGCGUAUGUGCAGCAUUAUCAGCCUAUGUACGAGCCUGUGCCGCUGAGGGAGUGAUCCUGGUUGAGUGGAGAGAUAGCAUUUGUGCUAAAUAUACUAAGAACUGUCCAAAGAACAGCACCUACCAGUACUCCAUUAGCACUUGCCAGAAGACAUGUCGCUCCUUGAGUGAGCCAGACCCCAGCUUCAGCUUCCAUUUUGCUCCCCUGGAUCGCUGUGUUUGUUCAGAUGGAACCUUCCUUGAUGAGAAUGGAGCCUGUGUGUUGGCUAAGAACUGCCCUUGUUACUACAGGGGCUCAGUAAUGCCACCAGGAGAGGUCAUAUAUGACGAUGGCUCUAUGUGCACAUGUAAAAAUGGCAGACUACAGUGUGUUGGAAAAACAUCCAUUGCUGCAGUGUGCCCUGCGAAUAUGAGGUUCUUAGACUGUACUAAUGCUUCAGUGGGAGCCAAAGGAGUGGAGUGUCAGAAGACUUGUCAAACCCUGGAUAUGGACUGUUUCAGCAUUCAGUGUGCUUCUGGCUGCGUCUGUCCGAAUGGGCUUGUACUCAGUAACAAUGGCAGCUGUGUCCAGGAGAAAGAGUGUCCAUGUGUACACAAUGGAAAAACUUACCAGAGUGGACAGUACAUUCAACAAGAUUGUAAUACAUGCACCUGCAAGGAGCGGAAGUGGCAGUGUACACAGAACGAGUGUGACAGAACCUGUGUCAUAUAUGGAGAGGGGCAUUAUGUAACAUUUGAUGGCAAGCGUUUUGAUUUUAGUGGCAAUUGCGAGUAUACCCUGACUCAGGAUUAUUGUGCAUCGAAUUCUGGAAAUGGCUCAUUCCGAGUUAUCACUGAGAACAUUCCAUGUGGGACAACUGGCGCUACCUGUUCCACAGCUAUAAAACUGUUUCUUGGGAACUUUGAAUUGAUACUGAGUGAAGGUUCAUAUGAAGUAGUGCAAAGGGACUUUGGAAGUGAGGUUCCCUUCCAUGUCAGGGAGAUGGGCAUUUACCUUGUGAUUGAGGUCAAGAAUGGAUUAAUCCUCACAUGGGACAAGAAAACCAGCAUCUACAUCAAGCUAAGCCCAGAAUUCAAGGAAAAUGUCUGUGGUCUCUGUGGUAACUACGAUGGCAGUGUCUCCAAUGAUUUUGCCACAAGGAGUCUGGUUGUGGUGGUCAAUGAGCAGGUGUUUGGUAACAGUUGGAAAGCCUCCCCCACCUGUCCCGAUGCCCUCCCUGUAAAGGACCCUUGCCUUGCUAAUCCUUACCGUCAGAGCUGGUCUCAGAAGCACUGCAGCAUUAUCAUGGGCUCUGUAUUCUCUGCAUGCCAUUCAGAGGUUGAUCCUGUACCUUACAAUGAGGCAUGUGUCCGAGACACAUGUGCGUGUGACUCUGGAGGAGAUUGUGAGUGUUACUGUACAGCCGUUGCUGCUUAUGCCUCUGCUUGCAGUGAAGCAGGAAUCUGUGUAUCAUGGAGAACCCCAGAGAUUUGCCCUCUGUUUUGUGAUUACUACAACCCCGAAGGAGAGUGUGAGUGGCACUACAAGCCUUGUGGGGCGCCUUGUAUGAAAACCUGCAGGAACCCCAGUGGCGAGUGCAUGGACCGGUUGCCAGGCUUAGAAGGGUGUUAUCCAAAAUGCCCAACAGCUCGUCCUUUCUUUGAUGAGGACAUUAUGAAGUGUGUUGCUCAGGCAAACUGUGGCUGCUAUGAUGAUGACAGCAAACGCUACAAUGUUGGGGACAAUGUGCCAUCCUACAAUAACUGUGAAUCCUGUAUUUGCACAAAAAAAGGCCGUCGCUGUCAGAUGGAUCUUAGGGCGUGCUACUGUAUCUAUGGAAAUGUGAUGUACAAUUAUGGAGCGGUCGUCUACAAUACCACUGAUGGAAUUGGAGGAUGCAUAACAGCCACAUGUUCAUCAAAUGGAACGAUCACUAGAAGCAUCUAUCCCUGUAUCCCAACCACCAAGGCACCCAUCACAACAUUCCAUUUUUAAACAACCACUGAACACAUGGGGAACCUGUCCACCACAGAAUCAAGGUCUCCAACUUCUGUAUCCUGCCUUGAAGAAGUAUGUAAGUGGUCAGUUUGGUAUGACAUCAGUUGCCCCAAAUAUGGUGAAAACGAUGGAGACUUUGAAACAUUUGAAAAUAUCACAAAAAAAGGCUACUCUGUCUGUAAAGUCCCAUCUCAAGUGGAAUGUCGAGCCCAGAAGUUUCCAAAAAUCCCUGUUGCUGAUUUGGGUCAGAUAAUACAGUGUGAUACAUCGGUGGGCCUUGUAUGCCACAAUCUAGACCAAUUCUCACAAUUAUGCUUUAAUUAUGAGAUCCGUAUACUCUGCUGUAGCUACGUUCCUUGCAAAGAGUCUACCAAAGUUCCUCUUAUACAUUCAUCCUUCUUCACAGUAACACCAAAAACUGUAAUUACGUCAAGUGGACAAUCACAAGACAAAAUUACCACAGUAACCAGCCAUUCAGUUAAAACUACAGCUAAGUCACCCACUGAAAAGUCAAGUACAAUGAAACCAGUAUCCAAAUCGCAUGCAACAAUUCAUACCACACCAUGCAAGGAAGAGAGAUGCACUUGGACACAAUGGUAUGAUCUCCAUUUUCCAAGUAUUGUUCCAUCUGAUGGAGACUUUGAAACAAUGGAGAACAUCAGAGCUACUGAUCAAACUGUGUGCAGGAAUCCUGAGAAAAUUAUGUGCCGAGUUGAGAGGUUUCCAAAUAAAACAAUUGAGGAGAUUGGGCAGGUAGUUACUUGCAAUGUUACUCAUGGUCUAGUCUGCAAUAACAGAAACCAGGGUGGGAAUUUCCCCCUUUGCUACAACUAUCAAGUAAAAAUACUGUGUUGCUCUAUGCAUGAUUGUGAAUUAUAUAAUGACUCUGUCUAUUCAACUGCACCAUUCAAAAAGACAGCUAGUACAACUAGAAAAGUUACCUCUGGCUUUCAAAGGACUACACACAGCAUACCUUGUAAACCUGUAUGCAAGUGGUCACAGUGGUUUGAUGUAAGUUUUCCUAAUGCAGACACUAAUGGAGAUAUUGAAACCUACAAAAACAUUCAAAAUUCAGGAUUCAGUAUUUGUCAGAAGCCUUCUAACAUUCAGUGUAGAGCUGCUGAUUUUCCAUAUGUACCACUGAAUGAAUUACAACAGACUGUGCAGUGCAAUGUCAGUUAUGGCCUGGUUUGUAACAAUGAGGAACAAAAUGGAUCAUUUCCUUAUUGUUACAAUUAUGAAAUCCGUGUGUCCUGUUGUUCUGGAUGUGAAUCCAAUGGAUAUACAUCUAGCACUAUCCGUAAGACUACAAAUUCACACAUUACUUCAAGUCUGUCCUAUAAAGAACAUACAAGCAGCAAUUUAGGCAAGACCAAAAAGAAACUAACAACUUUUCUUCCUAGUUCAAAAUUCACAGGAGAGCACCAUGUUACUAGCAUUUUAUAUUCAACAUUUACUACAAGUAUCCCCAAGUCAAGUACCAAAGCAGAACCUGGUACCAUAAAUACCAUUACAUCAACACACCCCAAGUCAAGCACACAUGUCCAGACAGUAUCACCACAUAAAGAAGAGUCUACUUCACACAAACCUAGUUCCAUUAAAACAACUAAAGCUUCAACUGCAUCUCAUGAGAAAUCAACUAUAAAAAUAGCUGCUUCAACUAGUAACACAAAAACAGAUUCUAAUAAAAACACCAAAACAUUGACAUCUGCAGAAGAAGUAGUUCAUUCCUAUACACCUAAGAAACCUACAAUAAAUGUUGUUACUGCACCACUUGAAAAGCCAACUACGAAACUAACAACAAAAAAAUUGAGUACAAUUAAAGAAGAUUCAUCUCAGCCAACUUCCAUAAAUUCUUCAAGAACAUCUAUAACAUCUAAAAAACCCACUACAAAUUCUACACAAUUUAUUGAAGUGACUUCUGCAUUCAAAACUGCUCCUGGCAUAAAAAGUACUAAAAUUACAUCUUCCAGAUUAAGUACAGUCAUGAAAAAGUCAACAACUGCAUCUGAAUAUAAAGAAACCACUUUUCACAUACCCGUUUCUGUUAAAACCCCUAAAGUUUCUACAGAAUCUGGUAAACUAACAUCUUCAUACAAGAACACAUCUGGUAAGCCAAUUACAACUCAAGCCACAUCUCCUAAAAGAAGUUCAGCAUUCCACAAAACAACCAAAGAAUCUGAGCAUGAAGAAACCACAUCUAAUACACCCAUUUCCAUCAAAACAACUAAAGUAUCUACAAAAUCAAGUGAAGAAGCAAGUGCUUUAAAGACUUCUCCUGGCAAGAUAAUUACCACAAAAGAAACAUCCUCCAGACUAAGUACAACCACACACAAGAUGACAAGUGAGCCUGAACAUGAAGUAUUUACAUCUGACAAACCUAUUCAAACUACUAAAGUAUUUCCAGAAGCUGGUAAAUUAACAUCUUCAUACAAGACCACACCUGGCAAGCCAAUUACAACUCAAGCAAUAUCUCCUAAAGAAAGUACAGCAUUCCAGAAAACAACCAAAGAAUCUGAACAUGAAGAAAGCACUUCUCAUGCACCCAUUUCCAUCAAAACUACUAAAGUAUCUACAAAAUCAGGUGAAGAAACAACUGCUUUAAAGACUUCUCCUGGCAAAAUUAUUACCACAAAAGAAACAUACUCUGGACUAAGUACAACUGCUCACAAGAUGACAAGUGAUUCUGAACCUGAAGUAUUUACAUCGGAGAAAACUAUCGAAACCAAUAAAGUUUCUACAGAAUCUGGUAAAUUAACAUCUUCCUACAAGAGCACAUCUGGUAAGCCAAUUACAACUCCAGCAAUUUCUCCAAAAGGAAGUACAGCAUUCCAGAAAACAACCAAAGAAUUUGAAAAUGAAGAAACCACUUCUCAUGCACCCAAUUCCAUCAAAACUACUAAAGUAUCAACAGAAUCAGGUGAAGAAACAAGUGCUUUAAAGACUACUCCUGGCAAAAUUAUUACUACAAAAGAAACAUCCUCCGGACUAAGUACAACUUCUCACAAGAUGACAAGUGAGUCUGAACAUGAAGUAUUUACAUCUGAGAAACCUAUUAAAACUACUAAAAUAGCUACAGAAUCUGGUAAACUAACAUCUUCAUACAAGAGCACAUCUGGUAAGCCAAUUACAACUCAAGCAAUAUCUCCUAAAGGAAGUACAGCAUUUCAGAAAACAACCAAAGAAUCUGAGCAUGAAGAAACCACUUCUCAUACACCCAUUUCCAUCAAAACCACUAAAGUAUCUACAAAAUCAGGUGUAGAAACAAGUGCUUUAAAGACUACCCCUGGCAAAAUUAUUACCACAAAAGGAACAUCCUCCAGACAAAGUACAAUCGCUCACAAGAUGACAAGUGAGUCUGAACAUGAAGUAUUUACAUCUGAGAAACCUAUUCAAACUACUAAAAUAUCUACAGAAUCUGGUAAACUAACAUCUUCAUACAAGAGCACAUCUGGUAAGCCAAUUACAACUCCAGCAAUAUCUCCUAAAGGAAGUACAGCAUUCCAGAAAACAACCAAAGAAUCUGAGCAUGAAGAAAGCACUUCUCCUAUAACCAUUUCCAUCCAAACCACUAAAGUAUCUACAAACUCAGGUGAAGAAUCAACUGCUUUAAAGACUACUCCUGGAAAUAUGAUUACCACAAAAGAAACAUCCUCCAGACAAAGUACAACUGCUCACAAGAUGACAAGUGAGUCUGAACAUGAAGUAUUUACAUCUGAGAAAACUAUUCAAACUACUAAAAUAUCUACAGAAUCUGGUAAACUAACAUUUUCAUACAAGAGCACAUCUGGUAAGCCAAUUACAACUCCAGCAAUAUCUCCUAAAGGAAGUACAGCAUUCCAGAAAACAACCAAAGAAUCUGAGCAUGAAGAAAGCACUUCUCAUAUAUCCAUUUCCAUCAAAACCACUAAAGUAUCUACAAACUCAGGUGAAGAAUCAACUGCUUUAAAGACUACUCCUGGCAAAAUGAUUACCACAAAAGAAGCAUCUUCCAGAUUAAGUACAACCGCUCACGAGCUGACAAGUGAUUCUGAACAUGAAGUAUUUACAUCUGAGAAACCUAUUCAAACUACUAAAAUAGCUACAGAAUCUGGUAAACUAAUAUCUUCAUACAAGAGCACAUCUGGUAAGCCAAUUACAACUCAAGCAAUAUCUCCUAAAGGAAGUACAGCAUUCCAGAAAACAACCAAAGAAUCUGAGCAUGAAGAAAGCACUUCUCCUAUAACCAUUUCCAUCCAAACCACUAAAGUAUCUACAAACUCAGGUGAAGAAUCAACUGCUUUAAAGACUACUCCUGGAAAUAUGAUUACCACAAAAGAAACAUCCUCCAGACAAAGUACAACUGCUCACAAGAUGACAAGUGAGUCUGAACAUGAAGUAUUUACAUCUGAGAAAACUAUUCAAACUACUAAAAUAUCUACAGAAUCUGGUAAACUAACAUUUUCAUACAAGAGCACAUCUGGUAAGCCAAUUACAACUCAAGCAAUAUCUCCUAAAGAAAAUACAGCAUUCCAGAAAACAACCAAAGAAUCUGAACAUGAAGAAACCACUUCCCAUACACCCAUUUCCAUCAAAAGUACUAAAGUAUCUACAGAAUCAGUUGAAGAAACAACUGAUUUAAAGACUACUCCUGGCAAAAUUAUUACCACAAAAGAAACAUCCUCCGGACUAAGUACAACUGCUCACAAGAUGACAAGUGAGUCUGAACAUGAAGUAUUUACAUCUGAGAAACCUAUUGAAACCAAUAAAGUUUCUACAGAAUCUGGUAAAUUAACAUCUUCCUACAAGAGCACAUCUGGUAAGCCAAUUACAACUCCAGCAAUAUCUCCUAAAGGAAGUACAGCAUUCCAGAAAACAACCAAAGAAUCUGAGCAUGAAGAAAGCACUUCUCAUAUAUCCAUUUCCAUCAAAACCACUAAAGUAUCUACAAACUCAGGUGAAGAAUCAACUGCUUUAAAGACUACUCCUGGCAAAAUGAUUACCACAAAAGAAACAUCCUCCAGACAAAGUACAACCACUCACAAGAUGACAAGUGAGUCUGAACAUGAAGUAUUUACAUCUGAGAAACCUAUUCAAACUACUAAAAUAUCUACAGAAUCUGGUAAACUAACAUCUUCAUACAAGAGCACAUCUGGUAAGCCAAGUACAACUGAAGCAAUAUCUCCUAAAGAAAGUACAGCAUUCCAGAAAACAACCAAACAAUCUGAACAAGAAGAAACUACUUCUCAUGUACCCAUUUCCAUCAAAACUACUAAAAUAUCUACAGAAUCAGGUGAAGAAACAACUGCUUUAAAGACUUCUCCUGGCAAGAUAAUUACCACAAAAGAAACAUCUUCCAGAUUAAGUACAACCGCUCACGAGCUGACAAGUGAUUCUGAACAUGAAGUAUUUACAUCUGAGAAACCUAUUCAAACUACUAAAAUAGCUACAGAAUCUGGUAAACUAACAUCUUCAUACAAGAGCACAUCUGGUAAGCCAAUUACAACUCAAGCAAUAUCUCCUAAAGGAAGUACAGCAUUCCAGAAAACAACCAAAGAAUCUGAGCAUGAAGAAAGCACUUCUCAUAUAUCCACUUCCAUCAAAACCACUAAAGUAUCUACAAACUCAGGUGAAGAAUCAACUGCUUUCAAGACUACUCCUGGCAAAAUGAUUACCACAAAAGAAACAUCCUCCAGACAAAGUACAACCACUCACAAGAUGACAAGUGAGUCUGAACAUGAAGUAUUUACAUCUGAGAAACCUAUUCAAACUACUAAAAUAUCUACAGAAUCUGGUAAACUAACAUCUUCAUACAAGAGCACAUCUGGUAAGCCAAGUACAACUGAAGCAAUAUCUCCUAAAGAAAGUACAGCAUUCCAGAAAACAACCAAACAAUCUGAACAAGAAGAAACUACUUCUCAUGUACCCAUUUCCAUCAAAACUACUAAAAUAUCUACAGAAUCAGGUGAAGAAACAACUGCUUUAAAGACUUCUCCUGGCAAGAUAAUUACCACAAAAGAAACAUCUUCCAGAUUAAGUACAACCGCUCACGAGCUGACAAGUGAUUCUGAACAUGAAGUAUUUACAUCUGAGAAACCUAUUCAAACUACUAAAAUAGCUACAGAAUCUGGUAAACUAACAUCUUCAUACAAGAGCACAUCUGGUAAGCCAAUUACAACUCAAGCAAUAUCUCCUAAAGGAAGUACAGCAUUCCAGAAAACAACCAAAGAAUCUGAGCAUGAAGAAAGCACUUCUCAUAUAUCCACUUCCAUCAAAACCACUAAAGUAUCUACAAACUCAGGUGAAGAAUCAACUGCUUUCAAGACUACUCCUGGCAAAAUGAUUACCACAAAAGAAACAUCCUCCAGACAAAGUACAACCACUCACAAGAUGACAAGUGAGUCUGAACAUGAAGUAUUUACAUCUGAGAAACCUAUUCAAACUACUAAAAUAUCUACAGAAUCUGGUAAACUAACAUCUUCAUACAAGAGCACAUCUGGUAAGCCAAGUACAACUGAAGCAAUAUCUCCUAAAGGAAGUACAGCAUUCCAAAAAACAACCAAAAAAUUUGAAAAUGAAGAAACCACUUCUCAUGUACCCAGUUCCAUUAAAACAACUAAAGUAUCAACAGAAUCAGGUGAAGAAACAACUGCUUUAAAGACCACUCCUGUCAAAAUUAUUACCACAAAAGAAACAUCUUCCGGACUAAGUACAACCGCACACAAGAUGACAAGUGAGCCUGAAAAUGAAGUAUUUACAUCUGAGAAACCUAUUCAAACUACUAAAAUAUCUACAGAAUCUGGUAAACUAACAUCUUCAUACAAGAGCACAUCUGGUAAGCCAAUUACAACUCAAGCAAUAUCUCCUAAAGGAAGUACAGCAUUCCAGAAAACAACCAAAAAAUUUGAAAAUGAAGAAACCACUUCUCAUGUACCCAGUUCCAUUAAGACCACUAAUGUAUCAACAGAAUCAGGUGAAGAAACAACUGCUUUAAAGACCACUCCUGUCAAAAUUAUUACCACAAAAGAAACAUCCUCCAGACUAAGUACAACCGCUCACAAGAGGACAAGUGAGUCUGAACAUGAAGUAUUUACAUCUGAGAAACCUAUUGAAACCAAUAAAGUUUCUACAGAAUCUGGUAAAUUAACAUCUUCAUACAAGAGCACAUCUGGUAAGACAAUUACAACUCCAGCAAUAUCUCCUAAAGGAAGUACAACAUUCCAGAAAACAACCAAAGAAUCUGAGCAUGAAGAGACCACUUUUCAUACAUCCACUUCCAUCAAAACCACUAAAGUAUCUACAAAAUCAGGUGAAGAAACAACUGCUUUAAAGACUACUCCUGGCAAAAUUAUUACCACAAAAGAAACAUCCUCCAGACAAAGUACAACCACUCACAAGAUGACAAGUGAGUCUGAACAUGAAGUAUUUACAUCUGAGAAACCUAUUAAAACUACUAAAAUAUCUACAGAAUCUGGUAAACUAACAUCUUCCUACAAGAGCACAUCUGGUAAGCCAAUUACAACUGAAGCAAUAUCUCCUAAAGAAAAUACAGCAUUCCAGAAAACAACCAUAGAAUCUGAACAUGAAGAAACCACUUCUCAAACACCCAGUUCCAUUAAAACCACUAAAGUAUCUACACAAUCAAGUGCAAAAACAUCUGCCUUCAUUACGACUCCUAUUAAAAUCAGUGCAUCUCUAAAAACAAUGUCUACAAAAACUACCCAGAAGGUCAUUUCUGAACAAACAGCAAAGUCUCCAAAACCAUCAAAUUUAUCAACCUCUGGAAAAAUGAGCACUGUUAAAAUUAUUACCAAAACAUUUAAACCUGUCAUAUCAACUACAGUAUCAUUUUCUACAGCUCGAUGUAUGUGCAAUGCUAAUGGACUUUUGAUCCCGCCUGGCAAAGUACUGUAUAACACAACUGACAAUGCAGGCUGGUGUUUCUAUGCACGAUGCAAUAAAAGCUGCCAGGUGGAACGGUACAGUGAACAAUGCCAAAGUUCCACUGUGCCCACCAUCCCAAGCAGUACAAACAGAGCAGAGACUGUGAGUGCCACCAUGGCUUCUUUCACUACGAAGACAAAAAACACCACCAAAACUUCUGGAAGUAGUAGUACAACAUCUAGGACCAAGACUUCAGCAACAAUUACCCACAAGUCCAGCACUGUAUCCCCUGAGUGCAGUGCAGUUAUGCCUCCACGUAAGGCCAAUGAAACCUGGAUGAUAGAUCACUGUACUAUGGUGACAUGUAUUGGUCGAAACAACAUAGCCAUAAACAAGAAACAGUGUGCGCCAGUUAAUGAGGUGAUCUGUGCCAAUCGCUUAAAGCCCAUGAAUACAUAUGAUAAGAGUGGCUGUUGCUAUCAGAAGGAGUGUGAAUGUGUCUGCGGUGGUUGGGGAACAUCCCAUUACAUCACCUUUGAUGGUACCUACUACUCUUUUAAUGGUCAUUGCACAUAUGUCGUGGUGCAACAAAUCACACCGAGAUUUGACAAUUUCCGAGUAUAUAUUGAAAACUUCUCCUGUAACCCUAAGAAACCAACUUGUAUUAAGACUCUUCGCAUUAUGUACAAAAGUGAAACAAUUGUCCUCACCUCUCAGUCUGUGAAGAAAAAAAUAACCAACAAGAUAUAUAUUAAUGAAGAAAGACACUAUCCAGCAAUCAUCAGAAAUGGUAUAGCCAUCAAAUCCUCUGGUAUAUUUGUAAUUGUGCAUAUCCCAGAGAUUGGGGCAUAUAUAUCUUUUAAUGUUCUUGACUUUAACGUUAAGCUUCCCCUCAGCAAGUUCUCUGGUAACACAGAAGGCCUCUGUGGUGAUGAUAACACUAAUGUAAUCUCCCUGUUUCUUAAAGGAAAUGACUGCAUACUCCCUAAUGGAAAACAAGCUCCAUCAUGUACUCAGAUGGCAGAACAAUGAAUUGCACCAGGACAGAACUUAUCAUCUUGCAACUCUAUACCAACCACUGUCCCUACCAGUAUUCCAAUUACUAGAAAAUCCACACGCCCACACUCCACACUUUCAUACUUCUCCACUCUCUUGUCCUGUCUUCCCCAUACCUCCCAAACAGCAGUUCCUUCAACAGAGUUGUCUCUUCCUCCCUCAACUUAUUAUUCAAGUCUCCCAUCAACAGAAACACAGGAACCCUGCAAUACCCCAGAGCUUUGCAAAGUUAUACUAAGCAGCACCUUUGAAAAAUGCCACGAAGUUGUACCCCCAGAACCAUACUAUCAGGCAUGUGUCAUUACCGGCUGCACCAAUACAGAAGGUGACAUUCUAUGCUCCAGCUUGUACAGCUAUGCUAGCCUAUGUGCAAUACAAGGAGUCUGUGUAGACUGGAGAAACAGCACCAACGGUGUAUGCACUGUGAAAUGUUCCUCACACCUUGUAUACCAAGCGUGUGGACCUACAGUAGAACCUACCUGUAAUGCCAAGUACAAUAAUAACUUUUUUAACAUGACUACAACUGAUUACAUAGAAGGGUGCUACUGUCCUCAGGGUACAAUGAAAUUCAACACUAUUUCGGACACAUGUGUGUCAACUUGUGGAUGUACUGGGCCAUAUGGAAUGCCGAGAGAGCCUGGAGAUACAUGGGAAAGUAACUGUCAAACAUGUACCUGUGAUAACACAACACUGAGUAUACAGUGUGUGGCACAUUCCUGCCCAGAACCAAACCCAAAAGACUGCACAGAAGAAGGAUAUAUGCCAGUGUCAAAACUAAACCUAUCCAACCCUUGCUGCUAUGUCACAGAGUGCUUUUGCAACAUGAGUCUGUGUUCCAACAUUAAAAUAGACUGUGAGCCUGGCUAUGAAGCUGUGCCAGAUAUGAGUAACGGACAUUGCUGCCCUGUCUACACGUGCGAGUCCAAAACAGUGUGUGUACAUAAUGGAACUGAAUAUCAGCCUGGUGUCACUGUUCCUUCCUCCAAUACUUGUGAAAUAUGCAAAUGUGAUGGCUCAAUGAUGAACACAUCAGGGGUACCCUCUAUUUCCUGCAUCUCCACUCCCUGUGAUAUGAACUGUGCACAGGGCUUUGUGUAUGAAGAAGUCAAAGGGAAAUGCUGUGGAACAUGCGUACAGACUCAUUGUAUCAUGGACCUCCCUGAUAACUCCACUUAUCUACUCAAGCCUGAAGGUAGAUGGUCCCCUCCUGGAGAAAACUGUACUCAGUAUGAAUGCAUAAGAAAGAAGGGCAAGCUGUUGUCUAUGGCAUCUAAAAUGUCAUGUCCAAAAAUAAACCUUGAUGACUGUGUAACAGGAACCAUUCAAAAAGAUUCCAAAGGAUGCUGCUUAACUUGUGUACGCAAUAUAAAGAGCUGUCAAGUGGUAAAGACGGAAGACAUCAUCCUUCAAAAUGACUGCAAAUCUCUCAAGCCUGUUGUCAUGUCAUACUGUAAAGGAAGCUGUGAAAGCUACUCCAUGUACUCUGCAGAGUCUCAGUCGAUGGAGUACAAAUGUACUUGCUGUCAAGAGAAGAAAACAGAAAAAAUUACUAUUAAUCUCAACUGUCCUAAUGGUAGAGAAAUGCAAUUUUCUUUUAUUAAUGUCAGUAGUUGUGGCUGUGCUGACACCACUUGCAAAAAAGACAGAAGCCCACAGAACAGUAAAGAUGAUGGAGACUCUGAACACAAUAGCAAGUCUGAUUCUAAAGACAGUGUAGGGAAGAAGAGAGAUGAUAGCCCAGAGAUUUCUCCAGUAUCCAGAUCACCUCAAAUCAAAGAAACUAUGAAGAAGAAUAAAGAGUCCAUAGAAAAAAAUCCACAAAACAGUAAAGGUGAUGGAGACUCUGAACACAAUAGCAAGUCUGAUUCUAAAGACAGUGUAGGGAAGAAGAGAGAUGAUAGCACAGAGAUUCCUCCAGUAUCCAGAUCACCUCAAAUCAAAGAAACUAUGAAGAAUAAUAAAGAGUCCAUAGACAAAAAUCCACAAAACAGCAAAGGUGAUGGAGAUUCUGGACACAAUAGCAAGUCUGAUUCUAAAGACAGUGUAGGGAAGAAGAGAGAUGAUAGCACAGAGAUUCCUCCAGUAUCCAGAUCACCUCAAAUCAAAGAAACUAUGAAGAAUAAUAAAGAGUCCAUAGACAAAAAUCCACAAAACAGCAAAGGUGAUGGAGAUUCUGGACACAAUAGCAAGUCUGAUUCUAAAGACAGUGUAGGGAAGAAGAGAGAUGAUAGCACAGAGAUUCCUCCAAUAUCCAGAUCACCUCAAAUCAAAGAAACUAUGAAGAAGAAUAAAGAGUCCAUAGACAAAAAUCCACAAAACAGCAAAGGUGAUGGAGAUUCUGAACACAAUAGCAAGUCUGAUUCUAAAGACAGUGUAGGGAAGAAGAGAGAUGAUAGCACAGAGAUUCCUCCAGUAUCCAGAUCACCUGAAAUCAAAGAAACUAUGAAGAAUAAUAAAGAGUCCAUAAACAAAAAUCCACAAAACAGUAAAGGUGAUGGAGACUCUGAACACAAUAACAAGUCUGAUUCUAAAGACAGUGAAGAUAAAAACAAUGAAGCUGAAAGUGCAGAAACCAAACCAGUGACCAAACCAAUACCUACCAUCAAACAAACUGAAAUGAAGACCACCAAAAAGUCUUAGAAAAAUCUGACUAAA
Molecule: messenger RNA, 15564 nt
Organism: Pseudophryne corroboree (corroboree frog)
Lineage: Eukaryota; Metazoa; Chordata; Amphibia; Anura; Myobatrachidae
Product: mucin-5AC-like
Exons: 48
Cellular component (GO): extracellular matrix
Molecular function (GO): protein binding
Source: RefSeq, a predicted model, not a curated record